Messenger RNA from Phlebotomus papatasi, 1872 nucleotides. RefSeq lists its product as uncharacterized. Bases 97 to 825 code for a protein of 242 amino acids. NCBI's taxonomy places the organism in Eukaryota, Metazoa, Arthropoda, Insecta, Diptera, Psychodidae. The transcript is spliced from 2 exons. Gene Ontology annotation, molecular function: N-acetyltransferase activity. The record is from RefSeq and is a predicted model, not a curated record.
AAUCCAUUCUUGUAUUGAGUGAGAGGGCAUCUCACCGUUGAUAUCCAGUUCUACAACUAUUGAGUGCAUCUAUGCAAGAGAAUUCCCGUGACCAUCAUGGUGUCGAAUAAGUGGAAACGCCCUCAAAGUGUACCAUUUCCAUCCAUUUGGCGAAGAUUCAAAGCCAAGGAUGUGGAAACUGGUGAGUUGGUCAAUUAUCGUGUUCAGGAUCUACCUGAGGAUCGCUACGAAGAGGCUGUUCAACUACUAGUUGAGCAUUUUCUCAAAGAUGAACCCAUGUGCAAGGCGGGAGGUGCAGCAGCUGAUCCUCAAUCUGUGGCGGGUUUUUCAAAUGCCUGGCGCUUGAUCCUUCAAGAUAGGAUUUCCUUGGUGUGCUUCAAAGAAAACUCUGAUGAAAUCGUGGGUGUCAAUGUGCUCAAGCUCUGCUGCAGGGGCACUGAAGAUGGGAUUCCUGAGGAUGCAGGAAAAGCCUGUACAGAUAUGCUACGUGCCAUGGAUUAUGCCACAAGAAGUGGUGAUCUCUACAACAAAUACAACGUAGAUACAUUUUUUGCGGGAUUUGCAUUACUAAUUGUACCCAAAUAUCGAGCUUUGCGUCUGGCAGAGCAGAUUCUGCGAGCCAGAAUAUCCCUUGGACGGACAAUUGGGGUCCCUCUAACAUCAACCGUCUUCACUAAUAAAUUUUCCCAAGCAGCAGCUGCCAGGGCAGGUUUUGAGGAGACAUUUGUCAUCAGUUAUGAAGAUCUAAAGGUAUCUGGCCCGAAAAUUGCCUUUCCUGGAGUUGAGACGGAAUUUGUGAAACUCAUGAGCUUGAAAUUGCAGUAAUUUGUUGUCUCUCGCACUCCAGCCAGACACUCAUGAUAGUGUUCAUAACAAAUAAUGACUUAUCUCAUGUGAUCCAUCCAUUGCAUUCAAUAAAUCGUUCAUGCACAACUCAUCUGGGGGAAUGAAAAUAAUAUGAGUGUGUCUUCCCAGUAGUAAUUCUGCGCUUGGCGCGAAAAGUUCAUCUUACUUUUUUUUUUAUCUGAAUAUUGUGCAUUGUGUUGUUCGUCAUAAUGUCCCCAAUCAAGUGGAAACGACCCGAUAAUGUGCCCUUUCCAUCAAUUUGGCACAGAUUUACUGUCAAAGAUCCCAAAACAGGAAAUGUCCUGGAGUUCAGAGUACAAGAUCUGCCUGAAGAUCGCUAUGAAGAGGCGAUGGAUAUGAUGCUGGAGCAUUUCCUGCGAGAUGAACCAAUGUGUCGCUCAAGGAAUUGCUCCCAAGAUCCUCGAGCAAUUGCUGACUUCCGUAAACUCUGGCCAAAAGUCCUCAAGGAGAGACUGACUUUAGUGUGCUUCAGGGAGGGAUGUGAUGAGAUAUAUGGGAUGAAUUUUCUCAAACUCACUCAAAAAGAUGUAGAAGAUGAACCAUCUGACUAUGGAGAAGCAUUAGAUGACAUCCUCACAGCUAUGGGAUUUAUUGCGGACAGUGGAAAUCUCUAUGAUCACUAUCAAGUGGACAAGUUCAUCAAUGGAUACGGUUUGUUGGUGCCACCAAAAUUUCGUGGCCUGAGACUUGGUGCUGAGAUCCUAAAAGCACGAAUUCCACUGGGCAGAGCUGUUGGCCUCAAGCUCACUUCCACCAUCUUCUCCAAUCGUUCAUCCCAAAGAGCAGCUACCCUGGCUGGAUUUGAGGAUUCCUUUGAGAUUUCCUGGGAGGAAUUGCGAAAGAAAGGACCACGCAUGGAUUUUCCUGUGGAUGGAACUCCAACCGUAAAACUCCAAAGCAUGAGAUUGGAUUAAUAAUGAAAUUGUUACAUCCAAUUUUUUUUUUAUUGAAUGAUUUGAUGAAUAGAGUGUUGGUUGAUAUAUUAAAUUGCUCUUGAAACUUCAA